Molecule: messenger RNA, 2066 nt
Organism: Dipodomys ordii (Ord's kangaroo rat)
Lineage: Eukaryota; Metazoa; Chordata; Mammalia; Rodentia; Heteromyidae
Gene: Tmem33
Product: transmembrane protein 33
Exons: 9
Coding region: 165-905 (246 amino acids)
Biological process (GO): membrane organization; endoplasmic reticulum tubular network organization
Cellular component (GO): membrane; endoplasmic reticulum
Source: RefSeq, a predicted model, not a curated record
AAGGAGUACUUCCGGUUCGGCAAUUUCCCCGGUAGCCGGCGGUGUUGCUGGGUCCUUUUGGGCCUUGUCGGAAGCUCCGCCUUCGCUCCGGUCUUUCUGGAACCCGCUGUUCGAUCUCGGUGGUGCGGGACAGCGUCCCGGGCGCGCGCGCGCGUGUGUCUCCCAUGGCUGAUACGACCCCAAACGGCCCCCAAGGGGCCGGCGCCGUGCAAUUCAUGAUGACCAAUAAACUGGACACCGCUAUGUGGCUUUCUCGUUUGUUCACAGUUUACUGCUCAGCUUUGUUUGUUUUGCCUCUUCUUGGGUUUCAUGAAGCAGCAAGCUUCUACCAGCGUGCGUUGCUGGCAAAUGCUCUUACCAGUGCCCUGCGGCUGCACCAAAGGUUACCGCACUUCCAGUUAAGCAGAGCAUUCCUGGCCCAGGCUCUGUUAGAGGACAGCUGCCACUAUCUGCUGUAUUCACUCAUCUUUGUCAAUUCCUCCCCCGUUACAAUGAGUAUUUUUCCAGUCUUGUUGUUCUCUUUGCUUCAUGCUGCCACGUACACAAAAAAGGUUCUUGAUGCAAAAGGUUCAAAUAGUUUACCUCUGUUGAGAUCUGUCUUGGAUAAAUUAAGUACUAAUCAACAGAAUAUUUUGAAAUUCAUUGCUUGUAAUGAAAUUUUCUUGAUGCCUGCUACAGUUUUUAUGCUUUUUAGUGGCCAAGGGAGUUUGCUGCAGCCAUUUAUAUACUACAGAUUUCUUACUCUUCGAUACUCCUCUAGAAGAAAUCCAUAUUGUCGGAACUUAUUUAAUGAACUGAGGAUUGUUGUUGAACACAUAAUAAUGAAACCUGCCUGUCCACUAUUCGUGAGAAGACUCUGUCUCCAGAGCAUUGCCUUCAUAAGCAGAUUGGCACCAACAGCUUGAAUUUUCGUAGACAGUUGCAGCAGUUCAGAUGCCUUUUGAAAGGAAUGUAAUUGAAGAUUGAGCAUAUGACUAUACUCGUGUCUGAUCUGAAAUAAUAAUGAAGAAUAUCCUGUAGAUUACAUAUUUAUCCAUCAAAUCUGAUUUGAAAGGUUAAAUGGAAAGGUUUAUAGGUAAGAUGAUUGGGAAUGGGGCCGGGAUAGUUAUAGGGGAAUAGUGUCUAUUUCAGGCUCAUAAUACAUAGAUAUAUUUGAGGGAAUUGGAUGUUUUAUGCAACUGUGAUUGGGUUGUAUAUUAUGUUAAAUUUUGUGUAUUGAGCUCCUGUCAACUCUAUAAAACUCAUUCUGAUCCUUAUUACUAUUGCAUGAUUGGAAAUGUUUAAAACACUGUACAAGUUUAGUACACUGUAAUGGUUUUUGUAACCAAUUUUCUUCUGUCCGCAUGUAAUUUGGAUUUAUCAAAUACAUUCACCAGUAACUUACAAAAAAAAAACAUCAAUUUUCUUCGAGUUCGGUAUAGAAAAGUGAUAUUCCUAGUUAAAUUACAGGAAAAAUUCUACUUGAUAGCUUAACUCUAAUGCUAUUUUUGUAUUUUGUAAUACUUGUCCACUAAGUUGGAGAAGCAACCUCCUAAUAUGCAGUUGAUUUUUUUAUGUAUUUGUGGCUAGCCUCCUUACCACUGUCUAUGUAAACUGAUGGUUUUGAAAACAACUUUCUAGAGCAAUAAAGUUGACUAUAAUAUUAAGUAAACAUGCUGAUUUCUAAUGUCUUAAAAUAGUGUCCUGAAUUAUGUCAAGAAAUUUUGGAAGCUGAAGGCAUAUUUAUUUCAAAGGAGCUUCUUUUUCCUAUAUAUAUAUUUUUUAAUCUUCAUUUUUAGAUUAAUAGAACAGUUUCAAAGAUAGUGCUGAAAGUUCCAUUAUACUCUUUACUCAGCUUCCUCUUAUGUUACAUCUUUUAUAACUGGCAAAAAUUCCAAGUUAGAAAUUAACCUUAGAUUAACUAAAGUACAAAAUUCAUUUGUAGUGUGCUUUGCUUUUACUUUAUCUUCUCAUAUUUAAAAGUCUGUGUGUCUUGAGUUUUUUCUUUCAUUUUAAAAAUUACUAUUAGUUAAAAACUUCACUAGAAGCAAUCCAUGUUGGUUUUAAUAAAAAUUUAAAAUUAAAAA